Messenger RNA from Dendroctonus ponderosae (mountain pine beetle), 5426 nucleotides. Its product is annotated as 3'-5' RNA helicase YTHDC2. The record is from RefSeq and is a predicted model, not a curated record. NCBI's taxonomy places the organism in Eukaryota, Metazoa, Arthropoda, Insecta, Coleoptera, Curculionidae. Gene Ontology annotation, cellular component: intracellular anatomical structure. The coding region runs from base 150 to 4694 and encodes 1514 amino acids. The transcript is spliced from 26 exons. Gene Ontology annotation, molecular function: protein binding; ATP binding; RNA binding.
CAUUUAUCAGCUAAAGGAAAAAGCAAGGCUAGGUUACUGUUAUUUAUAUAUAGAUGUAUUUGCACAAAAAUAAUUGAUUAGCAGUUUAUUCAUAAUUUAUUGAAUGUUCGUUCACAUCUCGUUCAACUAUAAUUAUUACAACGAUUAGAAUGAGUGCUAGGAGAAAUGUAGGAGCCAGUUGGCGGAAUUCUGGGGCCCCAAAGCUGCAAAAACAAAGAAAGGAACAUGUCAGAUUUGGUGUGAACAAGGGUAGUGCAAGCAGGAAUAAACUGGUAAUUGAUGAACAUAUCCAAGAAGCCACUCCAGAAUGUUUAAGAAUUGAGAUUGAUAAGAUAUUCAACGAGUUCUUGGCAGAUCCUGAUAAGACUGAAUACAUUUUUCCGUCUGAAUAUAAUAAUUUGCAAAGAAAAUAUGUGCAUUAUAAGGCCCAGAUAAUGAAUCUGGUCUCAAGAUCUCAUGGCAAAGAGCCCAAUAGGCAGCUGCAUUUGCUCAAAAAACCGAAACAGUUAGCGAGCCAGUCAGUUCAGGUGCAAAUCUGUAAUGAAGUCUAUGAAGAACUGCAGGAGUUCGAUAAGAAGUUUAGUAAAAUUCAAACAGAGCCUCAGACUUACAGGGCAAUUAAACGAUUUGAAAAAGUGUAUGGUAAAAUACAGGACGGCGAACCUGUGGUUCCACAGAGAGCUAAUAAUGUGCAUCAGGGUAUUGAGACUGUUCGGCAUAGUCUUCCGAUCUUUGAGAAACGAAACCUUGUAAUGGAUUGCAUUAAUUUGAAUCAGGUCACAAUUAUUUCCUCUGAAACUGGUUCUGGAAAAACAACUCAAAUCCCUCAAUACAUUUUGGAGGACGCUGUAUCUAAUAACCAACCUUGUAAGAUAAUAUGCACUCAGCCUCGCAGAAUUUCAACUAUUGCUGCCGCUGAUAGGGUUGCUUAUGAAAGAGGCGAAACAGUUGGAGGCAGUGUUGGCUAUCAUAUUAGGCUCGAAUCGAAAUGCGGAUACAAUACCAACCUGUUAUUUUGCACCAUUGGUGUGUUCUUGAGAAACUUAAUGUGUGGCAACAAGUGCUUGAAAAACCUAACUCAUGUGAUAGUAGAUGAAAUUCACGAAAGAGAUAAAUUGAGCGAUUUCUUGCUAAUUUGCCUUAAACAAAAUUUGAACCAGUUUCCCCAUUUAAAGGUCAUUCUUAUGUCAGCCACAGUGAACACCGUUAAAUUUCAAGAAUACUUUAAUUCAAGCGCUGUACUUUCAAUUGCUGGUCGUUUGCACGAUAUUCAAACAUAUUUUCUAGAAGAUAUCUUAAGUAUGACCAAGUAUUUUACACCUCAGAUGCGUAGUGCGAUGGUCAAAUUAGCAAACAAGAAAUCGAACUCACACAGUUUUACACAACAGAAAAACGUACGAUUUUCAGAACAAGAUCAGACCAACUUUAACUUGACCUUAGAUGCUUAUAGGAAUUUCAGUGACGACUAUAAUUACACCGUGCAUUAUGAUGAAGCUACUGCUGAUCUCCUUCAAUUAUUUAUUUCUGAAGACGUUCCUGUUGAUCAGCAGCACUCUUUAAAAGGUUGGACCGCUUUAAUGAUUGCGUGUCAGUUAGGAGAUGUGGAGUUUGUCAGUAAAUUGUGUACAUUAGGUGCAAGUACCGAUAUUGCAGAUGCCAUGGGAAGAACUGCGUUUGAUUAUGCAAAAGAUUUAAAUAAAAAUGGCGUUUUGCAAUUGUUGACCACAAGGCAGGCCGAUAAGAAAACUAAUGAGUGUAACACUGAUGACUUGCAAUUUUUGAGGCAGCUCUAUGAUAUGACUACUCCUGAUGAUUUCAUUGAUUAUGAGCUUAUCGUUGCUCUAAUCAAGUAUAUACAUGCUAACUCCGACACAGGAUCUAUACUGGUUUUUUUGCCUGGGUAUGACGAAAUAAUGCAGUGUAACGAUUGCGUUAUGGAUUCUGAGCUUGCCGGGAUAUACAGGAUUUUUUUCCUACACAGCAGCAUGAACAUGAAGGAUCAAUGUGAUAUUUUCAAGUCCCUGCCAAAUCAGAGAAAGUUGAUAUUAAGCACGAACAUCGCCGAAACCAGUAUAACAGUUGAAGACGUCGUCUUUGUUAUUGAUGUUGGUAAAGCCAAAGAAAAAGUUUAUGAUUCGUAUAAUAAACUGUCCACUCUACAAACUCAAUGGAUUUCACGUGCUUGUGCCAAACAGCGCCAAGGACGAGCGGGAAGAGUAAGAACUGGAUUCUGUUUUAGACUAUAUUCAAAUCAACGCUUUAGUCACAUGCCAGAAGAAAGAGUUCCCGAGAUUUUAAGGGUGUCGUUAGAAGAGCUGUGUCUAAAUGCCAAGAUUAUUGCACCGAAGUCCAUGAACAUAUACAACUUUCUCUGUUUAGCCCCAGAUCCACCUUCAGUUAACUCAGUCGGUGUCGCUGUUGAACACUUGCAAUCCCUAGGAGCUCUAGACAAAGAGGAAGAUCUUACAAGAUUGGGAGAAUAUUUAGCUCAGCUUACACUCGAACCGAGGCUCGGAAAAAUGCUGAUAUUUGGUUGCAUUUUUAAAUGUUUGGAGCCGAUGCUGACACUAUGUGCCGUUAUGGCACACAAAGACCCAUUUCAACUACCCCCACAGGCAAACUUGAAAACUGUUGCCGCUGCGAAACGACGUGAGCUUAUAGAUGGUGUUCCAAGUGAUCAUUCAGUCUAUUUAUUGGUCUUUCACAAAUGGCAGAGCGAAGUCAGCAGAGGUCGUUCGAAACAAUUCUGUUCUGAAUAUUUUAUUUCCGAAUCAACUAUGUAUUCUGUACUGGAGACCAGACGACAACUACUAGGCCAACUGAGAGCCGUUGGUUUUGUUAAUGACACUCACUCAAUAGAUAAUUUUAAUGUGAACAGCAAUUCAUGGGGUUUAGUCAAAGCCAUCAUGAGUGCCGCAUUUUUUCCCAACGUUGCUUAUCCAAUACAGAAAGGAUGCAGUUUGGCCACCAGAAAUGAGAAAAAAGUGUUCAUACAUAAUACAAGUGUUUGCGCUUCAAAAACAUAUUGCGAUUGGUUCUUUUUUAAUGAAAUGGUUAAAAAUCGAAUUAAUUUUAUGGUUCGCGGUGUCACAGCAUGCACUUCAUUCAUGGUUGCUGUAAUGUGUGGAGUUAGUUCCAUUUACCCAUCGUCCCACUCAGUUAAUAUAGAUGAUUGGCUGGAGUUUUAUUUCGGCGAUAAUAUAAUUAUCAAAUUUCGGCAAGCCUUACAUUCGUUUAUAGAAAAAUCCAUCUUGAAUCCAAGGCAUUCCUACGAGAAAGACAAUUUAAUUUCUGGAACUUUGCGAAGAAUAAUGGACAUGGACGAAGUUAAUGCACAAUUUGUACAGCCCAAAAAUGUGGGACAGAGACCCAGGUUUUUAUAUAAAGUAGUACAUGAAGCCAGUGGCCCAAAUAGAAAUGUAACAUUCAAUCGCAGCGAUAUGAGGCAGCGUUCAGCACCCGAUAAUUUUCAACGGCAGGAUCUAAACGCUAAAUCCAUCGAGGACCAUAAAAAAGGUCGUACUCCGAAGCGUUACAUUCCACCUCAUAAGAAAGAUGUGGCAGUACCAAAAUCAGCUGCUCAACAUUUGAACUUUGAUUCUUUUGGCUCAAGCACUAGUGUCUCUAAUAUAAUACCGAGUAUGCAAAUUCUUAGCCUGAAAUCUGGUACAUCCAAUUCAGCAGCUUCUUUAUUGAAUGGCUUAGGACCAGUAGCUGCUAUAGAUCGAGAAAAUAGUCCCAGUGCUUCUAACUAUCAAAAUGGCAACGGAUUUUCUAAAUACAAUUACGGUGGUUAUCAGAGGCGUAACCACCAGUCAGGAUAUGCGAAUUUGGACAGUUUUAAUGGAUCUUUCAAUCCGGAUAGAAAUGGAUAUAAUCAAUAUAGUUCUGGAUAUGGAGAACAACAAACGAACAGUAGAGACUUCGAGCUAAAUGGCUUUAACGAUGCACACUGUUUCACUCCUCGGCCAGAUUUAGCAGGUCGCAAAAUUGUUAAACAGCAGAAAUUGGGAGAUUUUGAAUGCAGAGACGCAUUUUCACUGCCUAGUGCAGAAACGGCAUUGGAACCCGAUCUUCUCCCAUUUCCGAAUUUUGCAGGCCCUAAUGAGCAGCAGCUUCAACCAAUGAAUUGGAACUCAAAUGGGUAUCUUGAACUUCAAUUACCGCCAAUGAAUGAUGCAUUCCAAAGCACCAAUUCUCAUUUCAACGCCACUCCUGGUCACAAUAGGUUAUCGGCGAACGCAAUGCCUUUUGCCAUGCUUCCAAAAAAAUCUAUCGAUUAUCCCGAUAAUCCUAUUUUUAUCUUAAUAAAAGCAAACGAGAAACGAAACGUUGAUAUUGCUCAAAGUUGCAAGAAAUGGGUUCUGGCUCCCCAAACGGAGAAGCAAGUAGUAAAGUUUGCAAGCAAAGAAAAGAUCGUGUACUUCGUAUUCUUCGUUAAAGAGCUUCAGGUGAUUAUGGGGAUCGCAGAAUUUACAAAUCUCUACAUAGGGACGUCUAAACCAACCGCCAUCCUUGCCUGGAAGUAUAUGUCUCCUCUGCCGAGACAUAAAAUCAAGCAUCUGGUAAAUCCAUAUAACUUCGAUAAGCCAAUUUGUGAUGGUCUUGAUGGAAUGGUCAUUCGACAAGAUGUUGGCGAAGAACUCAUGAGGAUUUAUGCUGAGUUUGAAAAACUGAUGUUUAAAAAUCGGUAAACACUAUCUAGAUUAAGUAAAACAUAAGUAAAUCGAGACUAACCAUUUUUUUAAAUCGAGUUUCAUUUUAGCAAAUAAAUAUCUGUUUGUGCAAUAUGUGAUCAUUAAGAUCGAUAAUCUCAUUAUUCAACACAUGAAAAGUCUACAUUUACAUAUUUUAUUCUAAACAAAGAUUGUUUAAAUGUAUUUAUUGAUCCUGAGUUACUCCUGAAUUUCAGAGUAGGUACUUAUUAUUAUAGCUAUUUAUAUUUUAGAAUUUCAAAAAAUCCAAGUAUAGUGGCGAAGCGUAAAUUUUGAAAUACAAAUUUUUUCAUCCCACCUGCAAUAAAUAUUUUAAUCGAAUCAUUUAGCCGAGUUGCAAAUAGUUGAUUUUUUCCGGUUAAUUGAACUGUUAGUUGCUUGGCUUUUGCUAGCAGAGUAAAAAUUACAGCAUCAUACUCAUGGUAUUCAAACUUUCAAUCUUUUUAACCAGUGUUUUCUCAAACAAGUUACCAAUAACAGUGUUUUUAUACCGCAUCAAUCUUGAACAACGAGAAUACCAGCCUAUCUUUAUUAUCUUCUUUAAAUGCUUUAAAUAUUAUCUUUUUAUGUCUGCGUGGAAAUACUCUUGCAUUUUAAAGAUAUUUUAGCUUAAAGAACUGACUUAUUAAACUAGUGAGAUAGAUUAUUUUUAUUGUAUUGUUUAAAGCUGUUAAAAAUACUUUUGGUAAGCCACCAGUACAGUGAACAAUA